AUGGUCGAUGGCGACGGCCACGGUGACGGCAACAGAGACGGCGCCGCGCGCGUAUGGAUUGUCGGGCAGAUCUCUCUCACCUGGGACCCCCAUGCCCUCCUCACCGCGUUCGGCCGCGGCGGCUCCCUCGCACAACGUUCAACGUACAUAUGCGGGUCAAUGAUGCGCACAGGGUUUCCCUUUUGCCCAGUCGCCAGCGCAGCCAAUGGCCGUCGCGCCUUCAGCAUAGCACACAGCGAUCAGCCCGCGCUGAGAAAUUUCUACCAGUUCGCCGUGACGGCCGAGGUGGAGACAUGUCAGAUCAGCUAUCUGCAGGCCCGAUUUCGAUUUGAACCCGUCGCCCUUUAG
This is a messenger RNA of Colletotrichum siamense, 348 nucleotides long. RefSeq lists its product as uncharacterized. The record is from RefSeq and is a predicted model, not a curated record. The transcript has a single exon. NCBI's taxonomy places the organism in Eukaryota, Fungi, Ascomycota, Sordariomycetes, Glomerellales, Glomerellaceae. The coding region runs from base 1 to 348 and encodes 115 amino acids.